AUGCCAGCUGAAUCAAAGUACCAAAAGCAACAGGCGCAGCCACGCGAUGCACGAAUAGUCUCUUUAAUACUACAAUCGUUGGGUGUUGAACAGUAUGAUCCAAAAGUCGUACCCCAAUUAUUAGAAUUCGCUCAUCGGUAUACCUCAGAUGUGUUGCAAGACGCGUUAAUCUAUGCCGAGCACGCAAGCAAAAAUGAUCUUGAUUUGGACGAUAUACAACUGGCCAUUCAAGGUCGAGUAAAUCACUCUUUUACAAACCCGCCACCGAAAGAGCUAUUGCUUGAACUUGCUGAAGAAAAGAACAAGACCCCGUUACCACUCAUUCCAGAGAAAUAUGGCAUACGACUUCCUGCAGAGAAGCAUUGCCUGACUGGCUUAAAUUUCUCAAUAGUCCCAGACGUAAGUAGCGACGUAAUAGUGUAG
Zychaea mexicana is the source of this 423-nucleotide messenger RNA. RefSeq names its product transcription initiation factor TAFII31. Bases 1 to 423 code for a protein of 140 amino acids. The record is from RefSeq and is a predicted model, not a curated record. Lineage: Eukaryota; Fungi; Mucoromycota; Mucoromycetes; Mucorales; Lichtheimiaceae. Gene Ontology annotation, cellular component: SAGA complex; transcription factor TFIID complex. Gene Ontology annotation, molecular function: transcription coactivator activity; RNA polymerase II general transcription initiation factor activity; protein heterodimerization activity. Gene Ontology annotation, biological process: RNA polymerase II preinitiation complex assembly; DNA-templated transcription initiation. The transcript is spliced from 3 exons.